ACCACCACCACCAUUCUCCAUAUAUUCCAAAGCCUCUCCUCCUCCCAAGCUCCUCAUCUCCUCCCCUACUCCUCCCGCACUCUCUCUCCCCUCCUCUCGCUGCUCUCCAUCUCCAUAGGCAAUUCUCAUAGCAACUGCAAAUCCAGUCCUUCACUUAAACUCUUGUGGUUUUGAAGGCCUGGAUCCCUUUUCUCCUACUCCUUAACAAAACCUCAAAAAAAUAUUUUCCAGCAUGUAAUUUCUCUCUUACCGCUUCCCAAUCCACCCAAAAAAAAAGCAAAAAAAGAAAAAAAAAAUCUUAUUUAUAUAGUUCUUAAUCUGGCUUUCAUCUCUUCUCAUAAAAUUCCUUAGCCAAAAAUUUAUAAAAGCCUCUAAAUCAUGUAACUUUUUUGUCUAUCAUAUCAGUUAAUCCUUCAAAAAAGAAAAAAAAAAAUCUCUUAAAGCUGCUUUAGAAAGUCCAGUCCUUUUGUUCUAAGAACUGGCAAAGCCCUUCCCUUUCUCAUAACAAAACCUUUAUAAAAAUCAUUAAAUCAUGUAAUUUUCAACUUUACCUUUUACCGUCUACUUAAAUACCCAAAAAAAAAAAACAAAAAAAGGUAGUUCUGUAAAAGUGAAUUUUCAAUGCCGACGGAUACAGAGAGCCCGAAUAUGUCGGCGCCGGCGACGCCCGGCACUCCCGCGCCGCUCUUCCCUUCCCUCCGAGUGGAUUCCCUAUCGUACGAUCGAAAGGCUGUCCAGAGCUGCGGCAAAUGCCUGCCCGUUGAUUCGUGGAUGUCGCCGCACUCGUGCGUUACCGUCUUCCCAAAGCCUGACGUGUCCCUCACUCGCAAGCUGGGAGCUGAAUUUGUGGGCACAUUCAUCCUCAUCUUCUUUGCCACCGCCGCUCCAAUCGUGAACCAAAAGUACGACGGAGCAGAAACCCUAAUCGGCAAUGCGGGUUGCGCCGGCUUGGCCGUGAUGAUCGUAAUCCUCUCGACCGGCCACAUCUCCGGCGCUCACCUGAAUCCUUCUCUCACCCUGGCCUUCGCCGUCCUCCGCCACUUCCCCUGGAUUCAAGUUCCGGCUUACAUCGCCGCGCAGGUCUCCGCCUCCAUUUGCGCUUCGUUUGCUCUUAAAGGGCUCUUUCAUCCUUACCUCUCCGGUGGGGUUACCGUGCCUUCUGUUACUGUGAGUACGGUUCAGGCGUUUUUUCUCGAGUUUGUUAUCUCCUUCAAUCUGCUCUUUGUGGUCACCGCUGUGGCUAAAGAUACUCGCGCGGUUGGAGAGCUUGCGGGGAUAGCGGUGGGGGCUACUGUGAUGCUUAACAUACUCGUGGCUGGGCCAGCGACCGGCGCAUCGAUGAACCCGGUUCGCACUCUUGGCCCGGCUGUGGCUGCCGGCAACUACAAGCAAAUAUGGAUCUAUUUGGUGGCGCCGACCGCCGGCGCCAUCUCCGGCGCCGCCGUGUACACCUCCGUGAAACUCAGCGAUGACGUCGACCCCACUACUCCCCGACCCGCCCGAAGCUUCCGCCGUGGCUGAUAUAGUUUCUGACGCUGUACUCGUUUCCUGCAUCCCUCGCAUGUCUCUGUUAUAUAAGAAUAAUAGUAAUAAUAACGUUUGAAAAGUAAUAAUAUUGUAAUAAUUACAACUUCCUCGUGAUACUUCGGAAGUGACGUUAAGUCCACGGGCCGGGCUUCGUCGGGCCCGCUGCGCACUGUGAUAUAUUUGGCGUGUUGCUGUUUGAUAGUGAGAGAGAUAUCUCUGCUUGUGUGUGUGUGACUGUCUCUGUUGUUGUGAAUUGUGGAAGAAUAAAGCGGGGGAAAUAUAUAUAUAUAUAGAAAAAUAAAGAACGAUGUGAGUCUUCUCAAGCACUUCUGCAAAAUUAUUGCCAUGUUGGCUGUGCUACAUUGCACACUAUGGUAUUAUUUG
Molecule: messenger RNA, 1911 nt
Organism: Dendrobium catenatum
Lineage: Eukaryota; Viridiplantae; Streptophyta; Magnoliopsida; Asparagales; Orchidaceae
Product: aquaporin NIP3-1
Exons: 5
Coding region: 622-1521 (299 amino acids)
Biological process (GO): transmembrane transport
Cellular component (GO): membrane
Molecular function (GO): channel activity
Source: RefSeq, a predicted model, not a curated record